Molecule: messenger RNA, 333 nt
Organism: Ostertagia ostertagi
Lineage: Eukaryota; Metazoa; Nematoda; Chromadorea; Rhabditida; Trichostrongylidae
Source: the annotation of a GenBank genome assembly
GCUUUCGUGCGCCGUCAUCUGUUUGGGGCCAAAUAUAAGCAAAAGCAGAGUGCUCGGUCAAAUGGAGGGGAUGGCGCCGUUGCCGGUUCCGAGUACGACAAACCCCAAACACUGGAAAACCGUCAGACAAUGGUACAUCUACUGGAAUGGAAAUGGCCAGAUAUAGCUACUGAAUGCGAAACUUUCCUCCAACAUUACGGUUAUGGAGCAGUGCAGGUUAGAAACUGCCGUCUUGACGCUCUUGCUGAUCUGAACCAGGGCUCGCCUGGAGUGAGAAAGAAAUUGGUAGCGUUUCUGGACAGACUGAUUGAUUAUGGAGUCGCAGCUUCUCUG